UUAACCAUACCAAACAGAAUAAAAACCAUCGAACCUAUAAAGAACACCAACCAUCCUAACUCAUCUAAGUGAUAAGACUCUCUUUCUCUUGUUUUCCCUCGUUCUUCUUUGUUGGCUAGAGUUUAAAUUUAAUUAAAUCGAAUAAACCCCUACUAAUUUGAUCCAUGUUGAUUUAUGUUCUUAUUUCAACAAACCAACGAAGAUAGGACCCCCAAAAAAGCUUACAAGGAGAGAAACCAUGCGAAAUCUCCAAACCCUUCGUCUCCCGUUGUUGUUUCGUACACUAUUUACGGUUGGUUUCGUCACUCUUCUUAUGAUUGAUGUGUUUGUAUUACAAAACAAUAACGAAGUCGACAAAACAAAAGAGACUACUACCGCCGCAACGAUGAACAAUUCCAUUACACAUGCUAAGGGUGUAAAAGAAGAUCUUGGUGAUGGAUCAAAACAUGGUGAUCUUAGCCACAGUGCAAGCAAAAGAAAAGUUCCUCGUGGACCCGAUCCUAUACACAACAGGAGAGCAGGAAGUUUAAGACGACCACCGGGAAGAGAAUGAGUACGGUGAAAGCUUGGAGAAGAAGCAGAGAGAAUGAGAGAAGUAUUUGUUGGCAAAAUAGGUUUUUGUAAGUUUACAAAAAAAAAAAAAAUAGGUUUUUGUAAAUGUAAUGCUCCUAGAUUCUCUUUCCCUUUCAUUUGGAAUCGAACCUAUAUGCUCAAAAUAUUUGUGACCCUACUACACUUCUAUUUUUUUCUUUUAGUAUUUUGUUUUAUUUUUUCUAGCAAAGAAAUACCGUGCUUGCAUU
Molecule: messenger RNA, 800 nt
Organism: Brassica oleracea var. oleracea
Lineage: Eukaryota; Viridiplantae; Streptophyta; Magnoliopsida; Brassicales; Brassicaceae
Product: CLAVATA3/ESR (CLE)-related protein 26-like
Exons: 2
Coding region: 239-553 (104 amino acids)
Source: RefSeq, a predicted model, not a curated record